CAUCUGGUUUUCUCGCAAGUCAGAUUCUUUCGGCUUUGAUCUCUUCAGCUUCACUUUAGAAUAAAUUUGCUAAUUGACACCAACUUAUUCAUGGGCUAAUAGCAGGUUGUUGCUAUUAGCGGUGUGAGGGUGCAGGUACUGACGAUGAAUCCAGGACGUAAUUUCUCGCUCCGUGGAUGCUUCGGGCUCAGCAAAAGCAAUUGUCAACCUCUGAUUUACAAUGAGCAAGAUAUCCUUAACAGCCUUAGUGAUUGGAAUGCCAUUAGCAGCAUCGAGUGUGGUCCCUGGAGGUCGGUGACGUACCAAGUUCACCCGCAGGGCACAUCCAGGGCGGUGAUCGUGAAGAAGUUGGAGAACAAGACAGGAAGUGCAGUGGAUGCCAGUCUCGACGACCGCUGCCAGUUGGAGGUGAACUUGCUGGACAGCAUUUGCCAUGACAACAUCAUCAGUCUUGUAGCUUGCAUUGUCAAGGACAACUUCAUCGUGCUCGUCUACGACCACAAGGAGAACGGCAGCCUCAAUCAGUGGCUGCGCUACCCUGAGCUGACUGCAGACGGGGUGCUGGACUGGCCUACGAGGCAAGCCAUCGCCAUCGGCGUCGCCAGAGGGAUUUACUACCUACACCACGGACGCAACAACCCCAUUGUGCACUACAAUAUCAACUCUUCCAGCAUCUUGCUUGACACCGACCUCAAGCCAAAGAUCGCAGGUUUCGAUCUUGCACGGGUCAACCUUGCCAAACCUGACCAACCGAUCCCAAUCUGGGAGCUCACUGCUGGUAACAUGUUUGGGUAUACGGCUCCAAAAUAUACGACUGCGGUGACCUCCAAGGUUGACGUGUACAGCCUCGGUGUGGUGCUGCUGGAGCUUGUCACCGGGCAGGUUGGCAACAAAGCUGUUGCGGAUGGCCACUCGGCAACCUGGGCCGGUAAUCAUUGCAACCGUCUGAUGGAGAAUGCAGGAGAUUUCAGCCAUGUCAUCGACAUGGCCAUCUCAGCCCCAGAUCGAGCACGGUACUCCAAGGAGAUGGCGGCCACGUUCAGGCUGGGUGUGGCUUGCACUGACAAGGACCCGCGAGAGAGGCCACCCAUGCACGAGGUUCUAUCCUGCCUCCGAAACCGUGGUCAUUGAUUCGGUCUCGCCUGCUAUUUAAGAACUCCAAGACUAUUAUUGCCCGUGAUAAAGCUGUCAAAGCGGAUAACCGAAUAAAUUGGCUUGUAUAUUUCGAAUUUGUUCCGCCGUGGUUUCUAUGAUGUGUCAUCCUUGUUUCAGACAAAUUUUCCAAGAUCCAAGGAAGUUUUGGUUCCACACAUGUUUUUUCACUUUGGCUCCUAAUUGUUCUCCGGUUGUGCUCAUUUUUCGGCUCCUCGUUGUUAGUGGAUCGGCAAAGUGUGGAGGCUUUUCACAUAGUGCUUAUUUUUUGCUCGAAUCUUACUUCGUGACCUAGCGAUUGUUUGUACAGUCCAAUUAUUUGGGUAAAUGGUCUAAGUAAUUUGACUCUGUUAAAUAACAAAAAUCGAUUCAUGGGGCUCAAAUGCUAUUUAGUUGACUAAAUUUGGGCAUGGUACAUGGGUCAUAGUCAUGGAAUUCCCCAAAAUUUCUAUGAAACAUGUGUGAAACCAAAA
Molecule: messenger RNA, 1625 nt
Organism: Brachypodium distachyon (stiff brome)
Lineage: Eukaryota; Viridiplantae; Streptophyta; Magnoliopsida; Poales; Poaceae
Product: cold-responsive protein kinase 1
Exons: 2
Coding region: 145-1131 (328 amino acids)
Biological process (GO): protein phosphorylation
Cellular component (GO): plasma membrane
Molecular function (GO): ATP binding; protein kinase activity
Source: RefSeq, a predicted model, not a curated record